Oncorhynchus masou masou (cherry salmon) is the source of this 2413-nucleotide messenger RNA. It is a transcript of the gene rgs20, whose product is annotated as regulator of G protein signaling 20. The transcript has 5 exons. NCBI's taxonomy places the organism in Eukaryota, Metazoa, Chordata, Actinopteri, Salmoniformes, Salmonidae. The record is from RefSeq and is a predicted model, not a curated record. The coding region runs from base 21 to 791 and encodes 256 amino acids.
GGGCGAGUGGAAGAUGUCGUAUGCCGACGGAUGUAAUCUUGGCAGAGAAUUCCCUCUUCUCCCUGGGCAUACAUGGUGAAACUCCCAUGGGAUCAGAGCGUAUGGAGAUGCGAAAGCGUCAGAUGUCGGUGCAGCAGGAGUCGAUGGCGGGUGGCACGGCACCGACCCAGCAGGACCCUAACCAGAGCCAGAACCAGGGGAACCAGAACCAGGGGAAUCAGAGCCAGGUGAACCAGAGAGGGAACAACGCCUGUUGCUUCUGCUGGUGCUGCUGCUGUAGCUGUUCCUGGAACGAGGAGCGUGAGGAGAGGAACCGGCGGGCGUCCUACGACCUCAAGGCUGAGGGAACGGCCGACUGCGAGGACAGCCCCCCUCCCACUCUGGAGGAGGUCCGUUCCUGGGCCCAGUCGUUUGACCGACUGAUGUCGUGCGCUGCUGGCCGAGUGGCGUUUAGGUUGUUCCUGUGUACAGAGUUCAGUGAGGAGAACAUGUUGUUCUGGCUGGCUUGUGAUGAGUUCACCAAGGAAACUAACAAGACCUCCAUUGAGGAGAAGGCACGAAUCAUCUACGAGGACUACAUCUCCAUCCUCUCACCCAAAGAGGUGAGUCUGGACUCCCGUGUUCGGGAGGUGAUCAACAAGAACAUGUUGGAGCCGUCGUCCCAGACCUUCGUUGAUGCUCAGGUGCAGAUCUACACACUGAUGCAAAGAGACUCCUACCCCCGAUACAUGAACUCCCCCGCCUACAAGAACCUGCUCAACUCCCUCUCAGAGCAGGCCCCUGAGUCCUAACUCAGCACUCUCAGAGUAGGUCUCCGAGUCCUAAGUCAACACUCUUUGUUCUAGAGUCUUAGAUGACAACAAACCUGGGAUCGUCUCUCUUUUCUCAUUUCCAUUUGGUUUGAAUGUUAGUGAAGAGAAGGGGUGGCCAACCUUCCUCCUGGAGAGCUAUUACGUGUGCUAUAACUGUCUGCACACCCAGUAGCUCUCUAGGAGUGUAGAGGAUGUGAAGCGGGCCUCUGACCUGAAUGAGCCCUGUCCCCAUGACCUGGCUCCGCGCUACAGAGACGUCACCUGACUAAAGACACUCAGGGUUCUACUGUCCGAGAAGUCGCCUAGGGCUCUACUAUUCUGAAGACUCUAUUCUACUGGGCUCAGCUACUCUGAGGGUGAGGGCUCUACUCUCCCGAGGACUCUACUCCCCAAGGGCUCUAUUCCACCUAGGUCUCUACUGUCCAGAGGGUUCUACUCCACCUAGGGCUCUACUGUCCUAAGGGUUCUACUCCACCUAGGGCUCUACUGUCCUAAGGGUUCUACUCCACCUAGGGCUCUACUGUCCUGAGGGUUCUACUCCACCUAGGGCUCGACUAUCCUGAGGGUUCUACUCUUCUGAAGGCUGUACUCCCCUGAGGGUGAGGGUUCUACUCCACCUAGGGCUCUACUGUCCCAGCUCUCUAUUCCACAGCGGCUCUACUCCCUUAAGGCUCCAUUCCCCCCAGGGCUCUACUCCCUUAAGGCUCCAUUCCCCCCAGGGCUCUACUCCCUUAAGGCUCCAUUCCCCCCAGGGCUCUACUCCCUUACGGCUCCAUUCCCCCCAGGGCUCUACUCCCUUAAGGCUCCAUUCCCCCCAGGGCUCUACUCCCUUAAGGCUCCAUUCCCCCCAGGGCUCUACUCCCUUACUCCCUUAGGGUUCUACUCUUCUGAAGGCUGUACUCCCCUGAGGGUGAGGGUUCUACUCCACCUAGGGCUCUACUGUCCCAGCUCUCUAUUCCACAGCGGCUCUACUCCCUUAAGGCUCCAUUCCCCCCAGGGCUCUACUCCCUUAAGGCUCCAUUCCCCCCAGGGCUCUACUCCCUUAAGGCUCCAUUCCCCCCAGGGCUCUACUCCCUUACGGCUCCAUUCCCCCCAGGGCUCUACUCCCUUAAGGCUCCAUUCCCCCCAGGGCUCUACUCCCUUAAGGCUCCAUUCCCCCCAGGGCUCUACUCCCUUAAGGCUCCAUUCCCCCCAGGGCUCUACUCCCUUAAGGCUCCAUUCCCCCCAGGGCUCUACUCCCUUAAGGCUCCAUUCCCCCCAGGGCUCUACUCCACACCACCAUUACUGCUCCAGAUCAACAAACUCCAAAGGAAUAUAUAAUUUUAGAAAAAAAUAUUUGUGUACAAGUUAUUUUAUUGUGUGUUAUGAUUGUUUAUUAUUUGUAUAAUUGUUUGGACGGACAAAUGAUGCCUACUUGUGGGCAAUAUUAUAUAUAUUUAUGCGUUUGUAAAUAGACAAAAGGGAAUUGUGGGUAAACUGCAUAUGAGAAUCAAGUGGGUGUCCCAAUUGACACCCUAUUCACUAUAUAGUGCACUACCUAAUGGGCCCUGGUCUAAAGUAGUGAACUAUAUAGGCAACUAUAUAGACUUUGCCCAAGUCAA